GAUGACUUUGACAAUGCAUGGCGACGUGAAGUAUGGCCAAAUGGCACCGUGAUUACCAGGUUUUUUGCGAAGAAGAGGAUGCCGCCAACCCAGCCGGAUCCUUAGGUCAGAAGCAUCAUAUAUCGACAUUAGUCUUACAAGUAUAUCACCAAAAUGUUCGUGGCCUCAGAACUAAGUUGUUUAAACCGAAACCUGGCUCACAGAUGGUUCUCAAGAUGCAGAACCCUUAGAUGAUAGAUUUAUCAUAGGAACGACAGGAAAGAUGGAAGAAGAGGCGGAGGGAUUCUUGUAGAAGUGAGGAAGAACUUGAGCAUGGAACUCAUCCCCACUAAUAUUUCUAAUGAUUCCAGUCUUCA
This is a messenger RNA of Acanthoscelides obtectus, 356 nucleotides long. Lineage: Eukaryota; Metazoa; Arthropoda; Insecta; Coleoptera; Chrysomelidae. The record is from the annotation of a GenBank genome assembly.